GACGGCUUCGUUACAAUUUCCUCAACCAAACACUCAACUGAUAUUGUGUGAUAAAAACUGGAAGUCCACCGGCGAAAAAGGGGGGCUGUUUGUUCAGAAAUACACUCCCCACCCCGGCGACCCUCGUCUGUUUGAACAACCGGAGACGCCGCUACACUGAAACUUGGUUUAUUGGCGAAGAAGGCGGCUACAUUCCUGCCUGCAAACCCUCCGAAAGGGCUGGUUUUUAUUUUCCUUUGACUGUCGAAAGGCGGGGGAUACAAAGCGACGUGUGGUGAAAAUUCCUUUAAAUUUUGGACUCACUGAAGGAAAAACGGGAUUACUAAAGAGCCAGUUCGUGCUGCUGUGACUGGUCAGCGAUAGUACAUGGAUUAUCUGUGUUUUCGGGCACUGUGCUGUAAAGGACCCCCGCCACCGAGACCAGAGUAUGAUGUGGUGUGCAUUGGCCUGACAGGUGCUGGAAAGACCAGCUUGCUCUCACGCCUCUGUAGUGAGGGCAGCGAUGGCAUAGUUCCUACAACAGGUUUCAGCAUCAAAGCAGUACCAUUUCCAAAUGCUAUCUUGAAUGUAAAAGAACUUGGAGGAGCUGACAACAUCAAGAAGUAUUGGAGUCGCUACUAUCAAGGAUCACAGGGUGUAGUCUUUGUACUGGAUAGUGCAUCAUCAGAUGAGGAUCUUGAGGCAGCGCGUAAUGAGCUCCACUCAGCCCUGCAGCACCCACAGCUCUGCACACUGCCUUUUCUCAUCCUUGCCAAUCACCAGGAUAAGCCUGCAGCAAGAACACCAAACCAGAUCAAGAAGUACUUUGAGCUGGAACCGCUGGCCCGAGGAAAGCGCUGGAUCCUGGAGGGCAGCACCACUGACAACAUGGAGGCAGUGAAGGAGAGCUUUGGUCAGUUCAUUAGCCUGUUGGAGGACAAAGACACAGAGCCUGCAAGGAUAUGAUGCUAAAGCUGCUAAUGCUAAGAGACAUUAGCGGCUAAAUACCACCACAUCCAGCCAGUGCCCAUGUACACACAAACACACACACGUACACACACGCACACAGAAAUACAGCAGAUGUUGAGCUCUCUCUCUGUGAGAUGUGUAUUGUAUGUUAUCCUCCCUUCACUACGGUCUCAUUUCUCAAAUUGGAAGAGCACAAGCAACAGUCAACCACUACAGCCUGACAGAGGAGAGCCACCGUUAAACCCACCCAGCGUAAAGCCGCGUGUCGAGAGAAAUCACUGAACUUUGCCGACAAUGGAAAUCUUAUUUACUACUGUUUGUGCCAUUGUGAUCAAAUCAGUGGCAUUUGGAAUGUACUGCAUUCCUUUGGUCAUUAUUGAACCCUAACACACACACACACACACACACACACACACACACACACACACACACACACACACACACACAGAGUGGAGCCUAGGUUGUCUGUAGAUAUGUUUAACAUCUCCACUAAUUACUUUGCAGGAUGUUGGGUGGGCAUGGUUGAAGUUCUUUCCACUGAGAACUACUGUAUGGCUGUCAAGUGUGCUUCUCCUUUUGACUCGGCAACAGCGAACGCCGUCAUGUGAUUGGAGUACAUAGUCCAAAGCCUUGUGUUAUGAACGGUAGUUACAUAUCGGUGUGUUGACACCGUGUCUGAAUAUCUAAUCCAAAUAGUGUAGUCUGAGUAUCUCAUGGAGUAUUGUACGUACAUGCAGACAAGUAUAUUGCUGUGUACCCUUCUGUGCAGCCAUACAUGAGUACUACUAAUCAUGUGACUAGUGUUAGGUGACUUUAUGGAGACAUUAGUUCUUUUGAAGAAAGCGGGAAUGAGUCUGAAUGCUUUUGUAAAUGUGCAACUUAGGAUAUAUUUUAUAGCUCUGUAUGUUAACCUCUGAGAGCUACAUUCAGAUUUUUUAUAUGUCAUACACACACAUUAAGUCACACUUAGGAAUUUUUUCAAAUCAAAGACUGAAAGUCGAGAAAUGUAAUGAACUUUAUUUUGUUGUUGUUGCUCAACACUAAAAAUGUCACCUUUUGGUUCUUUUUUUGUUUUGUUUUGUUUUUUUACAGUAUUUUUUUUCUUUUGAAUUUGAUAUGAUCCCUCUCAGCAUUGGCUCGUGACUGCAGACUCCCAUCGGGGUGAAAUACAAACUAUCAAUCAGCCACAGCAACAGCUGCAUCUGACAAGUCCCUGUCCGACACUCUAAUGCCUUCCAACUGUCUGAAGACCCCUUCCUGUCUGCUGUUUAUCACGUACCCCUGCCCCGCUUCACCCAAGCCAACACUACCCCUCCACUUCAGCUCCGCUCCCUGUCUCCAUUACUGCUUGAUGGGGUUUUCGUCCUAGAUGAGCCAGUUUCAGUGCGUCUGCCCUCAGGUGGACGCCACAUCUCUUAAAAAUGACUCAUGUUCGUUGUGCCACAGGUGUGUGGUUGUCCCCAAGAUGUGCUUAUGAAUUAUGUCCAAACCGCCUUCUCGCUGCGUACUCUGUUUUUGGUCUUCUUUGAUCAGCGUAUAUGUCAGGUUUUUAGAGAUUUAACUACUUUUUGUACCUGAUGUGAAUGAUGCAUUUGUUUGCUUGAAAGCAAAAUAAAUCUGUUGACUAGGGAUUAUACCAGUGUUGGGCUUUUCAUUUCAUUUCACAAACAAUAUAAAACACAGCAGUUUUUUUCUUGUCGUUGUUAUUUUAUUGUCUCAUCUUGCUUUUUGUCUACAAUGGUGAUUAAAGUUGUAGCAAAAAAAC
Molecule: messenger RNA, 2713 nt
Organism: Archocentrus centrarchus (flier cichlid)
Lineage: Eukaryota; Metazoa; Chordata; Actinopteri; Cichliformes; Cichlidae
Product: ADP-ribosylation factor-like protein 15
Exons: 5
Coding region: 367-945 (192 amino acids)
Molecular function (GO): GTPase activity; GTP binding
Source: RefSeq, a predicted model, not a curated record